Messenger RNA from Oncorhynchus keta (chum salmon), 4240 nucleotides. RefSeq names its product AP-4 complex accessory subunit RUSC2. Lineage: Eukaryota; Metazoa; Chordata; Actinopteri; Salmoniformes; Salmonidae. Gene Ontology annotation, cellular component: cytoplasmic vesicle. The transcript is spliced from 10 exons. The record is from RefSeq and is a predicted model, not a curated record. The coding region runs from base 173 to 3991 and encodes 1272 amino acids.
CGCGGCGCCCUGACUGUUGGAAACCAGGAACUGUCCUGCAACGGUUGGAACUAUUAAACAAUGUACAACAAAAUUAUCGAUCGAAAUCUUCAAACUACCUGCAACAUCCACCAUGUUUCCUUCAGAGCAUGGAGACUCUUUCAGUAAUAACAUCAACUGCUGAGCUGAGAGAAUGAACAGGACAGCCAGCCUAUCAGGGGACACCCUGAUCGCGUGUCACUUCCCCCUGGUGCAGCUCCCCCCCUGGCAGCUUCCUGUGCAGGCGGCUCUGUGCAGCGGCUCUUCCAAGCGGCCUGGUCGACUGUGCUCCAGCUCCGUGGGUCUGACCCGCGCUGCCUCCCUCCCCGAGCAAGGCAACCUCCACAGAGAGCCCUUCCACAACCGCCUUAGACAUAUCUCCUCCAGCUACUGGAGCCUCAACGAGGACUGGGGCGAGGGGGACGGGGAGGGGGGCAGUGACAGCAGUGGGAAGUGUGACUCUGGAUCCUCAUCAGAGGAGGCGUCACAGAUGACCAUCUCUCAAAGACAUAAACAACACCCUGUAGUUGGAGGUACUUCACGGCUACACAACUCCUUUCUCCCUAAUGAAGGGGUGGAUGAAGAUGAGGAGGAUGAAGAUAGUGAUGGAGAUAACCUGCACAGAUACCAUGAGGACUCCUCUUUUGUGCUGCAGUUGCAUGGAAACUCUAACUGGGCCCUGAGUAAUGCUGGGAGGCAGACCUCCAAACCUUCUAGCCAAUCAGCCAGUCAGAACCAUGACAACAGGGGUAAAACUGUGUUGAAGGACUGUGGGGAGCAGGAAAGACUGGAGGAUGUUGAAGAUAAUAUGCUAAAAUGUGGUGAUGAGAGCUACUGCUUCAGCUAUGGCCAAACAAAAUGUUUCCCUGAGUCUUUCUCUGAUGGUCUUCUAGAGUACGUCACAGACUCCUCCUGCAACAGCUCAGAUGGGGUUCUCGUCAACUUUAGUGCGAUCUACAACAAGAGUAACAACCCUGCCACCCCAAACGACCUCAGCAUUCCUGCAAUGCAGUCAUCCCAGCCAGCAGAAGGCACUGUCGUCCUAAACCUGCAACCUUUCCCCCAGGAGCCCCAGGGUCCUCAAGCUGCUGGCCCCAGUCAGGAGGGCAGAACAACCUCCUUUCCUCUUGACGGGGUGCCUUCUGUCCCCUGCUGGUCACCACAGGCGCUGGACUCCAACUGUAAUGUCUACCUUCCAGACGCCCACGGCCUCCUGUCCUCUCUGGAGGUCUCUGACCUCACUUCCUGUCUCCAGAGCCAGGCCAGGCUGCUGCCCACAGGGACCACCCAGAAGUACUACAAGCUGGUGACCUGUGACCUAUCAUCCCAAUCAGCCUCGCCCAGCCCAGCCUGGUCCAGCACCACCAGCGUCACCUCAGAGGGCCACUACUUCCUCUUCAGUAAGGCCCGGGGAGAGCAGAGCCAGGAGGAGAAACAGCAGGAAGAAGGCUUAGACAAAGAAGGGAGGAGAGCUACCCCAUUGCACCAUCCUCGCUGUUUGAGCUGGGACUCCCAGCAUGUCACCUCCUUUGCUGAGAUUGCCUACUGUAAGAGACAUACAGACAGCUGCCAGAGCUCCAGCCACUCCCACACCUCCCAGGAUCUGUGUCCCAUUCAAGAGGCAGUUUCCCUGGGCCAGAGUAGCAGCCACUCCCCCCUCCUCCUGAGUCCCAACCAAGGCAGUAUCACUGUGUCCAACCACCCUUCUGUGUCACCGAACAAUGAGACGGAGGAGGAGGGGGCAUGUUCAUGGGCCACUCCUGUGGUUCGCUACAGUAAGGCUCAGAGGCCCACCUCCCUGCCCAUCCAGCCCUUCGUCCUGCUUCCCCCAGCGGGUAAACCUCAGAGCCAGCCCCUGGGCUCCCUGCUGGACCAGUACAUCAGCCACAAGAACACCAAGCCCAGCUUCAGCUCCCAGCCAGGGUCCAAGUGCAUAGGCAAAGGCAACAGACUCCUGACCCACCUGCAUCCCUCACCGCUAGGCAGCUAUGGAGCCAUCCUCCUGGAAGGCCCCUCCAGCUCUGAUACCUGCUCCACCUGCACCCCCAGUCCAGAACGCUUCCAGUCCAGACUCAACUGGACACAUUCCAGUCCAUACAGGCCCCACACUAACCUUGGUCUCACUUCAACCAGUCCAAAACAAGCACAAACAAGCACCAAACUAACCCAGGCUUAUUCAUGCCAGGACCAGCUCUAUGAAGACCUAGACCAAAUCUACCCCAGCCCAGUUCAGGCCCACAGUAGCCCAAACCAGUCUCAUUGUAAAGAUUCAAUCAAACGGAGCCAAGGCAUGGCUCAGAUCUGCCAAGAUCUCAUUCGCCUGUCCCCAGAGCAGAAGAGCCUCAACCCAGUCCUCCUGACCCACAGCCCUCACUGCCCCAUCUCCCAUGUAGCAAUCAUGUCACCCUCUGUCAGUCACAUCCAUCAUCCAGACCUGCUGGUGUCCUUCUCUCCAGACCCACCCUUACUGCCCCACAAGACAAUCCCACUAUCCUCAGUCCCUAUGACUGGGUCUGCAGCCUCUCACCGUAGCCUGACAGCUGCUUUCUCGUCAGUGGCCCCUCUGUCCUCUCUGAGCGCCCUUCUGCAGCCCCUGGUGUCUGCAGGGCCCAGUGUAAAGCAGCAUCAACAACAGCACUGUGACUCCUUCAGCCUGAGUGACAGUAGGCCACCUGUGGAGUUCUGCCUGUCACCUGAAGCCUCCUACGAGUCUCUGUCCAUCAGCCACCUGCAGAGGAGAGGUCUGCUGAAAUCUGUGAGCUUGGCAGUGGAUUUGAUCAUGGCUCAUUUUGGCACCAGUCGAGAUCCUGUGGAAAAGAUCAGGCUAGGGAACAGCUUGAGGUGUCCCACCAUUGGUGGUAUAGUCCUGGAGCAUCUGUGUCCCACCAUCCAGAACAUUCUGCAGGAUGGCAUUAGGGACCACAAACUUGACCUGAUCAUCGGUCAUCGACGCAACCAUGCCUGGAAUGUGGUGGAGGCCUCCACCCAGACAGGCCCUACCACCCAGGUGCUACACAGCCUGUUGUCCAAGGUGAGGCAGUGCUCCCUGCUGACCAGCCACUGUAUGAGACUACGAGCCUUCAUCAUGGGCCUGCUCAACUUGAGAGCCUUGGAAUUCUGGCUAAAUCACCUCUACAACCAAAAAGACAUGGUGACAGAUCACUACCAUCCAUGGGGUUUCCUCGCCAUGUCGCAGGGGCAGUGUCAGCCUCUGUUCCAGGAACUCCUUCUCCUGCUGCAGCCUCUUUCCAUGUUACCCUUUGACCUCAACCUGCUGCUGGAGCCCCGCCUGCUUCAAAACAGACAGCUCUGCUCCGAGGAACAAGCUCCACCAUGCUCCACCUUUCUCAUGACCAGUUGGCCCCUACUGAGAGGAGACAGACAGGGGGCAUAUGGUUCUAUGGAUGGUCCCAGAGAUAACAGCAGGCCACCAGGUGACCCACACCAGCUGGUACAGCAUCUUCAAGGGUCCACCCAGGGGUCAAAGGUCAUGGGUCAUGAGAAGUGGGUGAGGCAUUUAGGCAAGUCUAGCAGAAGUCUGUGGUCAGUCACCAGUCCAGGGUGGUGGCAGAGACGGCCUGCCCACACAGAGGGGGGGGUGGAAUAUGGACAGAUUUACAUGGAUGUCAUCCACACUGAGCCUCAGCAGGGGAUGGAGGGGCAGAGAGAAGGUGAGAGUUCACAGGAGGGCAGGAGGGAGGGAACUGGGCCGGAGACCCCCAGGAUGCCGGCAGACCCCCAGGUUGAGAGCCUCUCCCAGGGUGGGCUACGCUGGGCCAAGCUGUUUGGAUCAGGAGGGAAUCCCCCCACCAGGACACAGAGGGCACCUCAAAAUCUCAAUGGGACACAGGCCCAGAAAAGGAGACCUUCACAGUGGCUGCAGUUGGACAGGUCUCAGCUGGGCCUAUUGGCUCAUACAGUGUGGUCAGGGAAACUGCCAGCUCCACAGCCUGACCAGAAACACCAAACAUAGACAUUGUGCCCCUAUGACCACACUCACCCAACCCUCUGAUGAGUAGAGAGGGAUAGGGAGGAGAAGAAAAGAUACACCACCAAAAUGUCAACCGCAUGAUCCUGAGUCAGUGUUAUAGUGCACAGUGUUACACACAGACACCUCAGCUAGAGCACACUCACACUGGUCAGAAAAGCACAGUAGACCAGUUGAUACAACUAUUGGAGCAUGGGUGAUACUUUUUGCUAUGUUAUUAUUAGGCAAUAACAA